AUGGGCAAAAAUACAGAUACCCCAGCAUAUCUGACUUCAGAUGAUGCCAAAUACACGCUAGGUAUUCAUCGUGGCCCAUUGAUAUCCAAGCAUGACGAUGAAGGUGCCCAGCUCGCACAGAUCGAGUCGGUCGGGGGGUUAUCAUUGGAGACAAGGAAGCUGAAGCGUACGGAAAAGUUUCAACGCCAUUGGAAGCGAUUCUGGUGUCUGCAUCUUUUGGUGACUAUCAUCUUCCUGGCAAUUUUCCUGCCUGUCUUCUUUUUGGUUGCCAUUCCAGCCAUAUCACAGAUGGUUGUGAAUAAGUCCAACCUAGUAUUGGUCAAUGCCUCGGUCCUAAACCCGCGACCGGACAAAAUUGAAUUGACGUUGUUGUCGGCAUUGGAUCUCAAAAUUGCCCUGCCAGUACGCAUUGAGCCGAUCACAUUAAAUCUGUUCGUGCGCGAUACGGGAGCAAAGAAUGCAUGGGGCCAGGCUACAAUCGACGGCAAAGUCAUCAAGGGCAACACUACCCUAGGUGUGAGCAAGGUCGAGACGCCACUGACCAACCUGGACACCUGGGAGGAGUAUGUGCAUAAUGUUGUGUUCGAAAAGGAGACUGCGCUAUCAGUCAGAGGUGUAACUAAUUCGUACUUGGGUGUGCUCAAGUCCAAGGUCACCAUGGACAAGGAUAUCAUGUCACCAGGUGAGUUGAAGAAACAAAUCAGAAGUGAAGCCAAAGUUGACCUCAUUCCAGUGCUGGAUCAAUUCAAGAAAUUCAGGAUCGCCGACAGUGGGCUCGUUCCAGCCCGUGAAGACGGCACAAAUCUAAUUGGGAAUGCCACGCUUCCCAACCCAUCCGUAUUGACUCUCGACAUUGGCACAAUCGUCCUCGAUGUGAAGAGUGGCGACCUCGUCAUUGGAAACGCCACCCUCAAAGACGUCACUAUCAAACCAGGCGACAACGUCUUCCCUUUGACUGGAAUCUUGGACAUACACACAAUGAUCGAGAACCUCGGAAAGGUGCUCGCAUCGCAGGCAAAUGCCCUCAAGACUGGCAGCUUAGCCCUGGACACGAUAACCCGAACCGUCACCUGGAACGACACCCUGGUACCAUACUACACCAACGUGAUGAAACAGCUUACGCUGACGGCCAACGUGCCAAUCGCCGAUCUGGUCAAGAACACUGUUCACAACCUGCUCAGCGGCAAUCAAACCCUCACAGACAUUCUCAAGUCAGGGGGCGACACAAGCAAGCUGCUAGGUGACCUCUCGGACAGCGCUGACGACAGCGACCCCGCCAGCUCAGCCUUAUCAGACACAUCCGACCUCGCAUCAAAGAUGAAGAGGAGCGUUGCGGUGCGUGAUAUGUUCCAUGGCGCGCACCCAGUCAAACGAGAUGCAAUCAUCGAAUUGCUAGCCAGCACGUACAUGAAACUGUGA
This is a messenger RNA of Penicillium coprophilum, 1419 nucleotides long. RefSeq names its product DUF3712 domain-containing protein. Bases 1 to 1419 code for a protein of 472 amino acids. The record is from RefSeq and is a predicted model, not a curated record. The transcript has 2 exons. Lineage: Eukaryota; Fungi; Ascomycota; Eurotiomycetes; Eurotiales; Aspergillaceae. Gene Ontology annotation, cellular component: fungal-type vacuole membrane.